This is a messenger RNA of Dermochelys coriacea (leatherback sea turtle), 4977 nucleotides long. RefSeq lists its product as uncharacterized. The transcript is spliced from 14 exons. The coding region runs from base 53 to 4504 and encodes 1483 amino acids. The record is from RefSeq and is a predicted model, not a curated record. Lineage: Eukaryota; Metazoa; Chordata; Testudines; Dermochelyidae.
AAAAGUCCCGUCGGCCAAUGGGAGCGGCCGGGGCUCCCUGCCCCGAUUUGGGAUGGAACCAAGCGAAAUCGGAAGCGCGCGGCCGGUUGGAGGAUUUGGAGCUGGGCCCGGGCCAGAUGCUGCGGGGAUGGGCCCCGAGAGAUCGGGCUCUGCGCCCCUGCCCUGCACCCUGCAGCCAGUGAGAGAGCCAGGCUUCGUGCCCCUUCCCUUCUUCUUCCGGCACGACUCCCCAAUGUCCUGGGACCUCUGCGACCCUAUCCCGGCUGCCGAGAGCCCGGGCUCGUGGGAGAGCAGCUUGCAGUGGGAUGGAGGGUCUCUGGUCAUCGCCAAUUCUUCCCAGGGGCAGCCGGGGACGCCAGGGGGAGUUGGCUCCAUCUCCCCCCAGCCACCUCUGGAUCUCUCCGGGUUUCCUUUGGCCGAGCCCUGGGACGGCCUCUUGCCAGAUGCCCCCGCUGACGCAGCCCCUGAUUUCGUUCACCCCCUGGUGAUGGCUGCCCACCUGGAUCCCAGUGUGCCAUGGUUGAUGUCGAGGAUAAAUCCAGCUGGAUUUACCUCCACUCCACCACCUCUGGAUCCUGCUAGUUUUCCGUUGCCUGAGCUCUGGAACGGGCCCCACAUGGAUGCCCCUCCUGCCGCAGCCCCCGAUCCCACUCUGCCCCCCGUGGCUGCUGCCUGCCUGGAUCCCACAGACAGACACCCAACAUCCAAGACAAAUCCAGUUGAGGCCCCGGGGGAAACUGGAUUUACCCCCACGCCACCACCUCUGGAUCCUGCUGGUUUUCCGUUGCCCGAGCUCUGGACCGGGCCUCACAUUGACGCCCCUCCUGCCGCAGCCCCCGAUCCCACUCUGCCCCCUGUGGCUGCUGCCUGCCUGGAUCCCACAGACGGACCCCCGACAUCCAAGACAAAUCCAGACUUGGCUGAAGUCUCGGCCUACGUCUCUCAGACCCUAAGCUGCCACCCAAAGGGUAUGAGAGUGAAACCAUUGAUGAAGAGGCUGCUGAAGGAGCGUGGGGUGGACCUGUUGGCGUUCAGCCAGGACGGGGGGUACCAGGGAGUCGUGUCCUUCCUGCAGGAGGUGCCGGGUAUCGAACUCUGGAAUCCCGAGAAGGGAGAGAAGUGUUGUGUUCUGAGCUGUACCUUUAAGAAGAGUGCUGCUGUGAAGCUCCCUGCCCCACAGCCACCCCCAGACCCCCCCGCUGCCCCAUCGGCCCAGCACAGCAGCAGCCCCCCGCCCAAUGCCCCUGCCCCCCCCUUGCAGUCUGCCGACGGGGAGCCCGGGGGAGCCCCAGGGGAGACACCCGGCUUGGCCGAGGUCUUGGCCUGGGUGCAGGAUGUGCUGGGCCGCUUCCCGCUGGGGCUGAAGGUGGGCAAGCUGAAGGAGGCGCUGCGGAGCGAGCGCGGGCUGGACCUGGAGGAGCUGAGCCGGCAACGGGGCUGCGGGGACGCCCUGCACUUGCUCCGGGCUCUGCCCCACCUCUGGCUGGGGGACCCGGGCAAGGGCGACGCUUGCCUCGCCCGGCUGAGCGCGGGUGCUGCUGUGAAGCUCCCUGCCCCACAGCCACCCCCAGACCCCCCCGCUGCCCCAUCGGCCCAGCACAGCAGCAGCCCCCCGCCCAAUGCCCCUGCCCCCCCCUUGCAGUCUGCCGACGGGGAGCCCGGGGGAGCCCCAGGGGAGACACCCGGCUUGGCUGAGGUCUUGGCCUGGGUGCGGGAUGUGCUGGGCCGCUUCCCGCUGGGGCUGAAGGUGGGCAAGCUGAAGGAGGCGCUGCGGAGCGAGCGCGGGCUGGACCUGGAGGAGCUGAGCCGGCAGCGGGGCUGCGGGGACGCCCUGCACCUGCUCCGGGCUCUGCCCCACCUCUGGCUGGGGGACCCGGGCAAGGGCGACGCCUGCCUGGCCCGGCUGAGCGCAGAUACUGCUGUUAAUGCCCCUGUGCCCCCUGCCCCCUCCCGGCCUGCUGAGGCGGGGGGGCUGGGUGCCGCGGGCCCAGCGAGGCGGAUGCGGGGCCAGCGGUGGGUGGCAAAGCCCGGUGCAAUGGAGACGUUGAUCCGGGGCGCCCUGGCCCCCUGCCCCUUUGGUAUGCGGGUGAAGAGUCUGAAGAAGCUGCUGGCGGGGAAGCAUGGAGCCAAGCUGGAGGCCUUCAGCCAGGCCAGAGGCUACAGGGACGUGGUCUCCUUCCUGGGGGACGUCCCGGGACUCAUGCUCCGGGACCCAGAGAAGGGCAACAACUGCGUCGUGCAGCUCCAGAGAGGUGCGACCGAGGUCCUGAGGCUGCUCAAGUGCCUGCUACGCCCAUACAAGUCUGGCCUGCGGCUGCAGAAGGUGCAGGAGUUGCUGCUGGAGAGACAUAGGCUGGAUCUGAAGCGGUUUGUCAGCUCCCAGGGCGAGGAGGACGUGCUGGGAUUCCUGCAGAGGCGCCUGCCCGCGCUGGAGUACAGGCAGGCGGAGAAGGGGGAGAAUUGUAUCGUCUGGCUGGGGACAGGGCAGAAGAAAGGCUCUGGAUCUUUGCCCCCUGACAGUGCCCGCCCUCUUCUCGGCUCCAAGAGGUGCCUCCUCCCAACGAAUGCUGCAGUGCGCCCGGCCCCACCCGCCACCGACUGCCUCAACCCUCGGCUGCCCAGUGCUACCACCAACCGACCUCUGCUUCCCAGCCUGCCCUCGGGCCGGGAGCCCUUCCGCGCCCCAGCUGUCCUGGGCAAGCUGGGAAAAUCCCCAGGGGCCAACCCCCGCCUCCCAGCCUGGUUACUGAGCCCACCCAGGCCCACCGGCACCUGCUCAGGCCUGCGAGCAUUGAAGGGAACCCAGGAGUCCGGGGCCAGGCCUGCCAGCGUGCCCUUGGCCCUGCGAGCAGAGGAGGGGACCCAGGAGCCCGGGGCCAGGCUUGCCAGCGCCCCCUUGGCCCUGCGAGCAGAGGAGGGGACCCAGGAGCCCGGGGCCAGGCCUGCCAGCGCACCCUUGGCCCUGCGAGCAGAGGAGGGGACCCAGGAGCCCGGGGCCAGGCCUGCCAGCGCCCCCUUGGCCCUGCGAGCAGAGGAGGGGACCCAGGAGCCCGGGGCCAGGCCUGCCAGCGCCCCCUUGGCCCUGCGAGCAGAGGAGGGGACCCAGGAGUCCGGGGCCAGGCCUGCCAGCGCCCCCUUGGCCCUGCGAGCAGAGGAGGGGACCCAGGAGUCCGGGGCUCAGCCCCCUGAGGACCUGAGGGAGCUGAAGCAGAAGGUGGUGGCCAUCCUGGCCGGACACCCCGGGGGCAUGUCCCUCUUCCAGUUCCGCGCCGCAUACAGCGCUGCCCACCAGCACCCGCUGCCCCUGGGCCGCACGGCUUCCACCAAGCAGCGGCUGGCACAGAUGCCCGAUGUGGUGAGGAUGCAGGGCUGCGGGGUGCAGAUGCUGCUGCUGCCAGUGGACCCCAAUGGACCCCCCGGGGGAGAGCCUGGUCUUGCCCUGUGGAUCCCGCAAGAAGCUGCUGUCCUGUCUGGGGACCCCGACGACCCAUCUGACCCCCCUCCUUCCCCUGCUGUGCCUGACCCAGCUGGGGACUCCCAUGUUCCAGCCAAGCCCUGUUCCACUCUGUCCGAGAUCCCCGCAGCUCCCAUCCUGACUGGGGACCCCAGAACUCCAGCUGAGUCCCCUCCCCUGCCUGCAGCUCCCAGCCUGACUGCGGCCCCUGACACCCCAGCUGAACCCCUUCCCUCCCUGGCCGAGAUCUCUCCGGUCCUCACAGCUCCUGACCAAGCUGGGGACACCAAAGUCCCAAUCAAGCCCCCUCCCACCUUUGUGGCUCCAAGACAGGGGCCGAGCUCCCAGGCCUUUCAGUGCCCAGAGGCCACCAGACCUGAAGCCAGCUGGGAGUUACCCAACUUGGUGCCCAGUGCCCCCGUGGUUCUCCCAGCAUCGGGGCCAGGCAGCAGCUCAUGGUUCAAGCUUGGGGCAGAGUCUCCCCCCACCCCGGGUGAUCCUGGUGCUGCUGCUCGACCGGUCGUGUACCCUCCUCCCCAGGAGGUCCCCCUGGCCCCUGCUGCAGACUCAGAGCUGCCCUCCCUGUGCCCAGCGGCACUGGGGCCACCCCAGGCCCGGCUCAAGCGGGUCCAACUGGUGCCUCCCUUCCAAGACCACCCCUCGGCUGGGGAUGCCCCUCAGGCACAUCCGGUCCUUAAAACCCUGGGUCAGAACCAGGGCACAUCAGCAGCUGUGGGAUCGCCUGUGGGCCCAAUCCCUGCAGAUCCAUCCACGGGCCAGGCCAUCUCCCCUGCUAAGCAGCUCCCAGUGGUGGCCCCGGAUCCCCUCCCACCUCCAGAUGCCAGUGUCUUAGCGACCCCCGACCAGGGCUGGCCAGAGACUGGGCCAGGUGGAGAUAUUGGCUCUCCUGUUGACCCCUUGUGGCGCUGCAGUCCCACCCAGCUGGUCCCCUCUGCAGGGAGGACCCAGCCGGGCCCGUGCGGCGAGAUCCCCUCCGCCCCACCGGCCCACUCCCCACCACGCAACACUGACACCUGCAUUUUCCUAUAGCCACCGCUCGCAACUCGGGCUGGCGACUCUGGGGUGGAGCAGGUCAGCCUGCGGCUAACUCAGCACAAUGGCUGCAGGAGAGGUCGGGAAAUGAACCCCUGUGAUUUCCCCAGCAGGGGCCCCUGGGGCAUUUCUCCCCCCAGGAUUUGAUUGAGGAGUGACGAUCUCUUUAGUGGGCUUGAAAAUGUUGGCUUACAACUUUAAAGAAGUGGCCACUGACUAUUUUGUGGGGGGAGGUGGCUUAACUUCAGGACUCCCAACUCCAGACCCGCCCUGAGCCCACCCCCCCAGCUCCACCGAAUCGCGAGUGCUUGGUGGUUUUGGAAACCAGUCAUGGCUUUUCAACCGCACGUUGUCCCAAACCGCUGGCCACUUCCUGAAAGCGGUGGCCCACCCUGACGGCUCGGGGAAAACGGCCUGGGCCCUGCGUGCAGCAUUUACGUUUUAUCCAUUAAAUUUUCUACGACGCGGCA